CUUCCGCUUGUGAAAACGAAAGUGCAUUGACCUUAUAAACAUAUAAAAUUGUCAUAACUAAGGAAGUUAUUUUACUAAGAUGACUAUAAUUGUGAAAGGAUAAUUUUCAAUGACAAUAUGACGAAUUAGUUCAUCCAUUGUACGCGUCGAACCACCACUAAUUUGUAAUCGAAGUGUACAGUUAAUCUAAAGUAUGGACGGCCGGUUGGCCAUAGUAUUGGAAUGAAGCUAGUGUCCUAAUCAUUUCUUCUCAAACUGGUUUUGUUACACAAGGUCUAAAAUGAUCAACCCUGAAGGAACCCAACCAAUUGUAGGAGCAGGUGGUGAUGGUAAUGAACCCACAGCCAGUGAGGUUGCUCGUGGUUUGCAGAUAGUUAAAGACAACAUUAAGGAUGAGAAGGUUAAAACAGACUUGCAAGACAUUAUUUCAAAAAUAGCUCAUGGAUCAGUCCAGGAGAGAAGCUAUAAUAUUUUGACAGAGAAUUUAAGGAGCUUUGUGACCAAUCUUGGAUCCAGUGUGCACUUUUCAUUAAGUCAGACCAAGCAGAUCAUUAAAACCAUUAUUGUGUUGUGGAAUAAACCCUUUAUUGCCAGGCAUGUGAUGAAGGAGGUUUACAAUGAGGAUAUUGGAACACUUAUCGAUAAAGAAUUGCUCGAUCAGAUACCGAAUGAUGUAAAACAGUUGGAUGACGAUGCUAUUGAGAUUUUUUCUAAAGCUUUACAAAUUGGCUUUGAAGAAGUUAAGAAUAUCCGCCUUAUGGUUGUAGGUAUGUUUGGUGUUGGAAAAACAUCACUCGUGAACAAUUUGAUUGACGACUUCAGAGAAAAUACAUUUGUACCUAAAAGCACCGAAGGUAUAGAUCUGCAUAGGUGCCAUCUUAUGCAAAAUGGGGAUUGGUGUUUGGAUGAAGAACACAAAUUAGUAAAAAUUCAGACUCGCCUUAUAAAUGCUUUUAGGGAAGCAAAGCAAACUACAAAUAAAUAUUCAAUAAGUAAUUAUACAGGUGAACAGGAAAACCCUGGCAGCGUUUUUGUUGAAGAAAAGCGUUUUUCCGAUGAUACUGAUAUUCGCUUCACAUCAGAAGCACGGGCACCAAUAAGGCAAAUUGCUAAAGAAGAUGAUGCACUUAAAGAUUUUCUUCCACUUGUUGAAUCAGUACAGAAAACCGACAAAGAAACUUUAGACAACAAAGAUGUGUCUGCUAAAACGAAGACAGAUACCACUGUGUCUGUUUGGGAUUUUGCAGGCCAGACACUUUACUAUUCUACUCAUCAGUUUUUCUUAAAUAAGAGAUCCAUUUACUUACUUCUUAUGGACCUGACCAAACAACUGGAUGAAUAUGUAAUAGAAAGCACAACCGAAAAAAGUGGAAGUUGGUGUGGUUUAGUAAAAAACUGUACCUAUUUGGAUGUCUUUAAAUUUUGGCUUAAUGCUAUCCACAUGUACAGUGGUUAUCAAUCUUUAACAGGAGAAAUACAACCAACUGUUAUUCUAGUCGGAACACGGAAAGACAAAUUAGAAGGAAGUGAUGAGGAAAAGACCAUUCAUAAUGACAAUUAUUUUGAUAAAGCACUGCGUUCUUUUGAGACAAAUGCGCCCAUUUUAAAGCACAUUCAUAAGAGGAAAUUUCUCGUGAGCAAUUUAUCUCCAGGAGAUUCUAUAUUUGAGGAACUACGCAAAGAAGUCAAACGUUUGGCGGAGAAACAAACGUUUUGGGGUGAAAAGACUCCUGUCAGAUGGAUUCAAAUGGAACAGUCCCUUGACAAAAUGAGAGAUCUGGACGAACAGCUUAUACAUUAUGAAAAGAUAAACGAAGCAAAUAAAUCUAGCCUAAGCCCACUAAAUGCAGAUGAACUGACCGUGUGUUUGGAAAUUCAGCACAGACGUGGAAAUAUAUUAUUUUUCAACACAGACGAACUCAAGCAUUUGAUUAUUCUUGCUCCUCAAUGGAUAAUAGACGCAUUUAAGUGCUUCAUUUCGCAUGUACGGGACAAAAAUCCAACCCAUUUGACUGAUUGGGAUGAAUACCUAAACCUUGGUAUUCUGAAACCUCAAGUGUGCGAUGAAAUCAUGGCUAAAAGUCCUGAACAUAUAAGAAAUUACAGAAAAGAUGUUAUAAAGUAUAUGGAGCACUUGGAUGUAAUUGCAAAACCUUUAAAACUUGAAACCCUAAACGAGGUCGCCGGAAAUGAAACCCUUGAUAGACAAGUUUUACAAGGUGCAAAUGAAGUGGUUGAACAAAUCAAUCACAAGUAUGAAGAUUUCUAUAUUGUUCCAUGUAUACUGAAGAAUCCUCCACCACCAAUAACGACAUUUACUUCACCAGAAGAUGGAAUAAAAACACCAGUGUUAUGCUUCGUGUUUUGUGAAAAGUUUAUGCCUCCGUCGUUUUUUCACAGACUUGUUGCUGUUUGUAUUCGCACAUGGCCCAUCAGCAUAUCAGGAAACGAGAACAAUUUGUACAAUGGACUGGCUGUGUUUGACCUUCGUCCAGCAUACACUUUCACCAUCUGGUACAGGGACCACAUCAUUUAUGCUAGGAUAUCUUCUUGUUCAAAGAAACACGAUUUAGAUGUGGACUUCAAACUAUGUCAAGAAGUAAGACACAUUCUUCGGAAAAGUUUGCUUAAUUUUGUUGGUCAAUCUGUAAAUAGUCCCCGGACUGCUACUGCAUUUGAUGAGUACGUUCAGUGUCCAGACAUGUGCAAGUCGGAGCCCAAUAAGGGCAUGCUACAAGUGACCAAGUUCAUGUAUUUCAGUGAAUUAGAUUGCACAGCAUGUCCGAAGCGCCAUACAGUGGAACGAGCAGAGGCCUUGCGACAUUGGUUCAAGCUGGAUCUCGAUGAAGCAGAUAAGAAUGAUGAUGAUUUAAAUAGACUUGCAGAUGAUGAUGAUCUAAAGAAAGUUGCAAGUGCAGUUGGUCAUGAAUUCUGGAUGCUGGGUAUUGAACUUGGUUUGAAAGAUUGUGAAAUGAACCAGUUAUAUGAUGCCCCUGAAUGUAGAAGAGAUCACUGUACAUUCGUUUACAAGUAUUUGGUAAAAUGGCGGAAUAAAGCUGGAGAUAGAGCAACACUGCAACUUCUCAAUAGAGCCAAAAAUGCGGCACGCGUGUACUGCUCAAAACCCCACACAUCUAAAUAAAUAUCUUCAUUCAAUGUCAACAGGUCCGCGAAUGUAUAAUGACAGCUGCAUUGUUACACGUGAUACAUGGUUCGUAAGUAUUUAAUAGUAUAGUACUGUAUCUAUGAAUUGUUAAGAAGCAUGUAUAAUUCUGUGUUUGUGAGUGCAUUUUUCCGUUGUUCUUCAAAAACAAUUAGUUUAUCUCGCGAAUACUUUUACUUCAAAUGGUAUGAAUUAUUCGGACGGAUGAGUUACUAAUUAGCAUAGGUGUUUGCGCGUGUGUGUGUGUCUGCGUGCGUGCGUACGUGUAUGUUUGCAAGAAUUUUUUAGCUAUUUUGUACGAUAAUACAAAUUAUGCAAAAGGCAAAUCAAACGUUAAUAAUUGUAGUAAGAUUCUAAAGUUUCAGUUUAAAACAUAAACAAUUAGGGCCUGUGUUUUCCUAUAUCGAAUAACUACAUUAUUUAUGUUCAUUGAUUUCAUUUAUUUGAUUUCAAAGUUUUCACUCGUAACUUUAAAUUGUUGUUGUUUUCAUGUUUCACAUUACUUUCGCAUGUGUGCUUGUUCAUGGUGAACACUAACAUUAGUUCGUAUUAUUUAAAUAUUUGAUUAAGGUCAUUUUUAGCUCAGCUGUUUUCGGAGAAAAUCCGGGCUAUUGUCAUAGCCAGCUUGUCGUCCGCCGUCUGCCUCCCGCCGUAGGCGUCGUGCUAAAACCUUAACAUUGGCCAUAACUUUUUAAAUAUUGAAGAUAGCAACUUGAUAUUUGGCAUAUAUGUGUAUAUCAUGGAGCUUCACAUUUUGAGUGGUAAAAUUUCAAGGUGAACAUCAUCCCUCAAGGUCUAGGGUCGAAAAAACAAAGUCAAGGGAAGUAAUAAGCUUUAAAUGGACAUAGUUAUCUGACCUGCCCACACAUAUAUUUUUGUUAAAUAAAUCAAAGCGGCGCUGUAGGCGGCAUUGUGUUUCUGACAAACACAUUGUGGUAAAAGGUCAACGUCAAGGUCAUCCUUCAAGGUCUACGGUAAAAAAUACACAUUUAAGGGAAGUAAUAAGCUUUAAAGGGAGAUCAUUAUUCAUUAUUGAACAUAGCCACAUUAUAUAUUUUGCAUGCACGUGUAUUUCAUGGAGCUGCACAUUUUGAGUGGUGAAUCUACAGUCACGGUAGUGGCUUUUAAUUAUUUGCUACUAAAAAUAGAGAUUUGUUAGAGGCAAUUAUUUUCAAGGGAAGUAAUUUAUAUUAUUAUAAAUCUCAUAUUAUAUAUGUCCUUACCAAGAAUUGAAGUUCUUUUCACAGUUACUGUACAUAUUUAUUAUUUUGAUUAUUUAUAACUCAAAUGAUUGAUUUGUCAAAGGUUUUUUUAAUGAUAUAAUUAUCAUUUCUUUCAUGUACUUAGUUGUUAAUAGUAUUGUUCAUUACAUACCUGUGGACCUAUGUCCAUAGAUACAUGAUGAACUCUGGCUAUGAUCUCUUUGAUAAACCACAGGCCUUGGUUGUCAGUGAUGUCUGACUUGGUCAUUUUUGACUGUCUACAGACCCCCACCCCUGGUUGGAUUGGACAAAAUCCAAGGGAAGUAAUAAGCUUUAAAGGGAGAUGAUUUCUAUACCUGCCAAAUGAUAAAUAGAAUUUUUUGCUCAAAGUGGCGCAGGAGGGGGCAUUGUGUUUCUGACGAACACAUCUCUUGUUGGGUCACUAGGUCAAAGGUCAAGGUCACUGUGACCUCUAAAAAAAAUUCUGACAAUCUUUCGCACCCGAUCGUGGCACCCGUUAUGCGGUGAUCGUGGCACCCGUUAUGCGGUGCUCUUGUUAUGUGUGCAAUCGUAUGUGUGAUAAACUUUGGUCAGUCGGUUUAUGUAUUUGAAAUGAGUUGUACACUACGUCGUAGCGGCAAAAGAUCUGCGAAUUCAUUUUAGUUGAACAAAUUAUAUUUUUAACAAAAUAGUUUAAAACCAUGAAUGUAUAUUUGCGUCAUGGAUAAGAGACAAAUAAACGUGUUUUUCUACACACACUGUAUUUUUCAGUAGAGUGCCGCUCAUACGCGUCCAUCACAUAACAUAUCUGCGUUGGUGUCAGAAGUGUUUGUUCUCUUCUUGACAUGUGGUGCGUGUUCAAAAUUAUGGUAUCAAAAUUAAAAGAACAUUAUAUUUUAACAAUGCUAAUACAUGUAUAAUUAUUUUUUAUUGCAUGAAAUUGUGGUUUAUAUUAUUAUACUUUCAAUUGAUACUCUUUAUCAUUAACAUUGUUUUGUUCAUAUAACUCAGUUAUCUCAGUGCAAAAUGGAGCACUAGUUUUUUUUUCAAAUUUAAAGUUUCAUAAAGACUGAAAAUCAACGAAUAUUUCGCAAAAUAUUUUGUAAAAUAAAGUUAAUCCUUAAAAACAAUCAGUGUUCCGUAUAACAAUAGCCAAAAUUUCAAGGCUAUAUGUGGCUUGAUAACAUAGCUUUAACGAGUUACAAAUGCUUAUAUUUAUAUUUUCGCAAUAUAUUCCAUGAGAAUUUCCGACGACGGUAUCCGAGCAUGUACAAGCGAACGCGAGACUGCUUCUUGCAGCGCCGGUAAAACGACGUAUUCAUGAGAACUGCGUUGAGCUUCCGUUUCCUCCCUUAGCGAAUCUCGCGUUUGCUUGUUAAAGUUUUGACAUUGUCGUCGGAAAUUCACAUGGAAUAUAUUGUCACUCACAAAAAUAAAUUUGUAUCUCGUUAAAAUUAUUUUUCCAGACCACAUCUUACGUUUGCAUUUUUGGCUAUUGUCAUUAAGAACACUGUUUUUUAUUGUUUUAGCCUUACUUUGUAAAAUAUUGUACGAAAUAUUCGUUGAUUUUGAGUGUUCAUGUGCUUUUAAGUGUAAAUAAUAAGAUAUCAUUAUUUGAUCGUUUAACCAUGUCAUUCCAAAAAAACGGGCGUUUAUAUUUUUUGACAAAUGUUCUCCAUUAUUUAUGAGUUUUGUACAAUAGUAAUGUGUUUUAACGUUUUUAAGUCCGAUAAUUACAAAAGUGUGUGUAAUCAUAUAAUCUUUUGCACAUACCUUCAUUUGUUCAUUUGUAAUUUCCAUGGGCGGCCCUGUUCCUCUGCCCAUGAAAGAUAGUGGCAUAUGCAUGUGUAUUAAGUACUUGAAAACCAGCUUAAGUGUGUGUAGGUAAAAUUACCGACAUGACAUGACUGAAAUACUGUUUAAAACGACGCACAAUCCAACUAAACAAACACACAUGAAUUUGUUGUCUUUUAAUGUUUUUUUAUUUACACUCUGGUUUGUGUGUUGACGUUUUUAUUACGUUGCUGAACUAAAAAUUCAGAUCAUCAUGCAUUGUUAUGCACGUUUUGAAUUAAUAAGUAUGUUUGAUUCUUGUUAAGGAAAACUUUUUUUCAGAUAACAAUAUAUUAUCAAAAGGUCAUGUUAAUUAGCAUUAAUGUAAUACAUAAUAAAAAACGUGUGUACGAAAUUGUUUAAGUAAUUAUAAAAUACAAUGUUUAAAUCGUUAUAUUUGUAAAUUUUGAUCAUGAUAUUCUUUUUCAAGCCAUUCAUGUAUGUCUGUCAGUGGGCUUUCGGAACGCAACAAACUAUAUAUUGACCCAAUGUUAACAUUUUUAUUAAAUAGGUCACGAGUACAUGUUUGUUUUUAUGACCAUGUUUUACAUUUUAACUCUAUGUCAAGUGUAAUUUCUUAUUGCAUUCAAAACUAAACAUCUUAUUAUCUAUAUCUACUAUGCUUAAUUUACCAUUUGUACGGUUCAUAUCCAUGUAAAAUCAAUUUUUGUUGGUCACAUAUUUGGAUAGACGCCAUAUUUAAAGGAAGUGACUUUUGACCUUUUUGUUGAAUUGUGGGUAGUGUAUUUUGACGACCUCUGUCAAACUUGUCGAACUUGUCAGCAGACGGUUUUAUCUUGCAUUUUCUCAGUACAUUUCUUCAUCAUGCGGAGGUUUGAUUUUUAUCAAAUAAUUACAGUCAUGUGCAUUUAUAUGUUCUAAACCUCAUUAUUAUACUUAAAGAAACAUUUCCAGUCAAUUUAAUGAAGUUGUUAUUGUUUCAACUUUAGGCGGUAACUCUGUUUAUUUUUGAGGUGAUCGGUUACGCUCGGAAGAUGCGCGGAUGGUACGCGGUUGAGUUAAUGCUCGGAUUAAUGUUAUGACCGCGCAUGGCUCGGACCUGCUCGGAGCCUUAGUAUUUAAGCCCUGUUAAUUUUACAGUCAAGGACUCUGAUUUUUUUUUAAAUUUAAUGCACAUUCUCAUAAAUAGAUUUUCUCUGAUAAAUAUUAUUUUUAGGCAUUUUAAAUUAAAAGAAAGUUAGAAACAUUUUACAUAUUUUUGCAUAUAAUAGAGUUUUUUAAUAAGAUUUAAGACUAAGGUAAAGGGAUAUUUUAUCGUUCAGUUUUAAGACUGAUUUGAGCAUUGUAAAUGUGAGUUUGAGAAUUGUAUUAUUUAUGAUAAAUUGUUGAAUGCAUUGAUGUACUUUUUAUGCAAGUUAGUUAAGUAUGAAAAUUUGUUGAAUUUUAUUUGGUUGUUUAUUAUACUUAUUAUUUGAGAGUCAUUAAAUGACUCAGGCUAUUAUCUUCAGUUUAUUUUGACAGAGUCCAUUUUAUUUAAAAUGUUUAAAUACAACUUAAUGAAAGAAAAGUUGGUUUGACACCAAGAGUAGGCUCGCUAUCAGAUUGCAAUAAGGAAAAGAAAAAGAAGAACCCGCUCAGCGCGUUACAUAUUGAUCUAACGAGGCAGCUUAUUACGCGUUUUCGAAAAGCACUUCCAAUGAAUAAUUGUUUAAAGAAAACAACAUUAUGAAAGUGUUCGGAUGUUUUAACCGUUCCUAAAAGAGUAUAAUAUAUACGUUAUGUGUUGAAGAUGUUUGUAAAAAAAAUAGAAUGACAUGAUUUUAACAAUGAUAUGUAUCAUACAAUUAAUUUAUUUAAUUUCAACAAUUGCAACAGUAACUCUGUGUGUGUUUUUUAUUAGCCGUAGAAGGAAUAACGAAAUUGUUUUUCAAUUAUUUAGACGAUAAAAAUCAUCAAAAGAAUCAAAUAAUAAAUUGAAUAAUUUUGAUUAAAAUACAAAUAUUAGAUUUAGACAUUUUAAAAAGCUGCAAUUUCGUUUUGAUUUAAUGUAAAUACUGAUUUAUUUUGUUUUAACCGCUACCACAACACAACACAAUAUUAUAUAGACUCAUUAUAGUUUGAUGCUCUUUGUAUCAAUGCUGUAAGUUAUGCGGCUGAUGCAGACCAUAAAAUACGUGUGUGUUUAAAAUGUGAUAAUUUUUGUUUUACAUGAUGUUGUCUAUGUUCUGUUACUGAUGUUUAAAUGAGGUGUUUAUUAGUUUAAUAGGUGUAGUAGUCAUAAAACAGACAAUGCUACUUCAAGAUAUUGUACAUCUAUAUGUUAACACAUUUGUGUUUUGUUGUCUCCCCUGUAAGCUGUAAACCGUAAAUCUUCAUAAUUGAACACUGUUCUAAAAAUGUCAUAUACGGUGUAUUGCAAUGAAUAUUAGAAGUUGAACAAGAUUUAUUGACCAAACACGAAACAUCUCUUUGCCUUCGCAUUUUAAUGUCAACCAUACCUUGGCAUGCAGCUUACUUACCCGCGUGUUACAUUUUCGAGUGAUUAGUUUAAUCCCAGUUAAUUUCUUGACCUGACACGAAACCCCGUAGCAUUAUUUUUUUUUUUACAUCUAAAUGUAAAACUGAUCUUGGAAAUAUGGUCCGACUUGUCGCGUACCAUUACCUGUCU
Dreissena polymorpha is the source of this 8827-nucleotide messenger RNA. RefSeq lists its product as uncharacterized. Bases 281 to 3142 code for a protein of 953 amino acids. The record is from RefSeq and is a predicted model, not a curated record. Lineage: Eukaryota; Metazoa; Mollusca; Bivalvia; Myida; Dreissenidae. The transcript has 2 exons.